AGCCGCGGAGGCCGGUCCCGCCAGAGCGAGCUGCCCGUAACGGUCGCCUAGGAAAGGGGGUGAGAGGAGAGGAAGGGAGGGCUUUAAAAAAACAAACCAGCACAAGAAGGAGGAGGAGGAGGCGGCUGCGACCCAGGUGUCGCCGCUUCCUGCUAGAGAGGGAUCCGCGCCCCGCGCGCUCGCUCGCUCCCCGGGCCCCUCCCCUCCUCUGCACUCCCCUCCCUCCUCUCCCCUCCCCGGGGGAGGGGCGGCGGCGGCAGCGGCAGAUCAGGCGGCUGCAGCCUCAGCAGCCCCGAGCCCAGGCGCGGGGAGGGAAGCACAAAGCCGGCUGCGCGCCCCGAGGUCUUCAGUGACCCAAAGUUGGGUUCCAGAAUAAAGCUGAGGAUUCAUGUCCUGGGUGGAAAAACAAGAGGUAACAAGAAGAAUUGACAGCCUUGAAGCAUGAGUUCAGAUGCUAAUCCCGGAGUGAUCACUACUCCUCCCCCUCCCAGCAUGCCUCACAAAGAGAGGUAUUUUGAUCGCAUCAAUGAAAAUGACCCUGAAUACAUUAGGGAAAGGAAUAUGUCUCCAGACCUAAGACAAGACUUCAAUAUGAUGGAGCAAAGGAAGAGAGUCACUCAGAUCCUGCAAAGUCCUGCCUUUCGAGAAGACCUGGAAUGCCUUAUUCAAGAGCAGAUGAAGAAGGGUCACAAUCCAACUGGACUGCUGGCAUUGCAACAGAUUGCAGAUUAUGUCAUGGCCAGCUCUUUCUCAGGUUUUGCUUCAACUCCCCUCAGCCUUGGAAUGGUUACACCCAUCAAUGACCUUCCUGGUGCAGAUACUACUUCAUGUAAAGGGGAAAAACUCACUCGUUGUAAGCUAGCCAGCUUAUAUAGACUUGCUGACUUGUUUGGGUGGGCACACUUGGCAAAUUCCUAUAUCACAGUAAGAAUAAGCAAGGAACAAGAUCACAUUAUCAUUAUUCCUAGGGGUCUGUCUUUUUCUGAAGCCACAGCCUCCAACUUGGUAAAAGUCAAUAUAAUAGGAGAAGUAGUUGAUCAGGGAAGUACAAAUUUGAGAAUCGACCAUACAGGAUUCAGUCCUCAUGCUGCUAUCUACUCCACACGCCCUGAUGUUAAAUGUGUGAUACACAUCCAUACUCCUGCAACUGCAGCAGUAUCCUCAAUGAAGUGUGGAAUCCUUCCAAUCUCUCAAGAGGCACUGAUACUGGGAGAAGUUGCAUAUUAUGAUUACCAAGGAUCCCUGGAUGAACAGGAAGAAAGAAUUCAGCUACAGAAAGUUCUGGGGCCAAGUUGUAAGGUACUGCUGCUGAGGAACCAUGGUGUGGUAGCACUGGGAGAAACAGUAGAGGAAGCCUUUCAUUACAUUUUUAAUGUGCAAAUAGCCUGUGAGAUACAGGUCCGGGCAUUAGCAGGAGCAGGAGGAGUAGACAAUCUACUUGUACUUGACCUGCAGAAAUACAAAGCUUUCACUCAUUCUGUGGCAGUGGCAGGAGGAGGAGGUGUGAACAUGACUUCCCAACAGAAAUGGAAAGUUGGAGAGCUUGAGUUUGAAGGACUAAUGAGGACACUGGACAACCUGGGGUACAGAACCGGCUAUGCAUAUAGGCAUCCUUUGAUCCGAGAGAAGCCCAGGCACAAAAGUGAUGUGGAGAUCCCUGCAACUGUGACUGCCUUUUCUUUUGAAGAUGAUAUGGUGCCCCUUUCACCUCUCCGAUUCUUAGCACAAAGACAGCAGCGUGAAAAAACAAGAUGGCUGAACUCACCAAAUACUUAUAUGAGAGUGAAUGUGCCUGAGGAGUCUUGGAAUGGGGAAACCAGUCCCAGAACAAAAAUCACAUGGAUGAAAGCAGAGGAUUCCUCUAAAGUUAGUGGUGGAACACCCAUCAAAAUUGAAGAUCCAAACCAGUUUGUUCCUCUAAAUACAAACCCAAGUGAGGUCCUAGAAAAGAGAAAUAAGAUUCGGGAACAAAACAGGUAUGACUUGAAGACAGCAGGACCACAAUCUCAAUUGCUUGCCGGCAUUGUUGUUGAUAAGCCUUCUUCAACAAUGCAUUUCGAAGAAGAUGAACAUGCUCCACCGGCUCCACCUAACCCCUUCAGUGAUCUGACAGAACGGGAACUUGAAGAGUACAAGAAGACAAUCGAACGCAAACAGCAAGGCCUGGAAGAUGCUGAGCAGGAAAUAGUCUCAGAUGAUGGUUCAUCUGUCUCACAAAUUCAGUCUCAAACUCAGUCACCGCAAAAUGUCCCUGAAAAAUUAGAAGAAAACCAUGAGAUAUUUUCCAAGAGCAUCAUCUCCAUGGAAGUGCCUGUUGUGGUAGUGAAUGGCAAAGAUGAUAUGCAUGAUGUAGAAGAUGAUCUCACCAAGCACAUGAGUCGAUUAACCACGAGCACAACUGUAGAGAAUGUUGAGAUUACCAUUAGGCCUUCCGAAAAAAUUGAAGAAGUCGUCUCCCCUGAAGGCUCUCCUUCAAAAUCACCAUCCAAGAAAAAGAAGAAAUUCCGCACUCCAUCUUUUCUGAAAAAGAACAAGAAAAAGGAGAAAGUUGAAGCCUAAGUAUCUCCUUUUUAUUAUAAUGUGACAUUGCACAUUUAAAAGCCACAUUUAAGUCAACCAUUAAUAUACAUUAGUAGAUCAGCAUUAGGGAUUGACAGCAAACUGGACUUUAAAAUUAAAAACUGAACUGGAAAAGGGUUGGAUUAAAGAGAAAAUAUGUAAAACCCUAAUUCAUCUCUCACUUUGUAGGUCCAAAAGUUUCUCUGAGUUUUGAAACAUUUUACGGUUUAAAUGAGAUCUGCUCUAGCAGGUGUUCAUGCAGUGCCCCAUAGUCUGAGCUCUUCCUGAAGUGCUUCAGGCCUUUCUUCACCGUCGUGUCUGUCUGGGAACAUUACCAGUGAGGAAGCAAGAGAAUUUUUAUUUUUCAACUGCUGUGCCUCACUUGGUAAUAAGAUUAUACUUUUUUAUUAUUAUUUUUGACCACAUCUUUUCUGUUUCUGUACCCACUGUUUCAGUGGAUAGACAGUAACAGAAUAUGUAAAUCUUUUUAGACUAGAUCCUACAGAACAGGUAUACACUGGCACCUAAUAGAAAAAAAAAAACUUUAAGCAAAGGUUGGUUUGGAAUCUUUUGCAUUGUGUAAAAUGGCCUCAUCUGAAGUAACUUUGUUUGCCAAAUAUUUCAUUUUAGUGAAAUAUAAUUUUUGAAAACUUCCUUUUUUAUUAGUUAGAAAACCCCUUAUUUUUCAAUAAAGGGGAUUUUGUACACAUAACAUGGAUAACUUAGUUUAACUCUGGCAAAACAAAUUUUUGUAUGUUGAGAUGUUUGUAUACCAUUCAGUAUAAAAGUGUUAUAAACAUUUAAGCCAAUCAUUUAACAUAGAGCUUAUUUGAAAAUGCUUUGGACUGAGUGUACUUAAAUAGGAUUCAAGAAUCCAGGGGCUCUGGAUCAAAGGAUCAUAGCACAUAAAAAUGAAACUGGAUUCAUGCUUAAAAUCCUAGUAAAUGUUUUCUCUUGGUAUUGCUAAUGAAUGAAAAAUUAAUUUCAAUAAAUAACCAAAUGAAAGGGGAAAAUUGUUCAACAGAAAGUGAAAUGUCAAGAAUAAAAUGAGACGUUGGGUGAGAAAAGUACCCAUUUGGGAAUGCCUGGUGUUCACUAUGCAAUAUAGAUCGUGAUUUCUUAAAUUGGCAUGGAAAAUGUGCAUGAAAACCUUUAAAAGUCACAUCUCUGCCAAAAGCAACUUUUUACUUGGUUGCAUUUACAUUUUAAAAGGGUCAGAUCCUUCUGACUUAUGUCCCAUUGGACAGCACUAGAAUAGGUGAGCAUGGUUUAUGCCACCCGGGGAAACUACCACUUCUUCAUUUUUAUCAAUCGUCUCAUCUUUUCUGUUUUCUUCCUUUCUACUGUAAAUAGAAAUCUAAACCUAAACUUAACAUAGCAGUCUUUUCCUUCUAUGAACAUUUGACUUCAUGAAUCCACCACAAAUUAGUGACUGAUCAUUGUGACCCCCAAAUGGCCAGUCUGCAAAAUAAUCCAAAGUAUUUCUGGAGGGUGAGUUGGCAUGCAAAAAAUCAUGUUGAUUAUGGUGUGUUAUGGGGCUGGUUCUGUUUUGACUGUGUAUGUGUGAUGAUGCCAAGUUAAAAUGAAUCCUGGAAACCAUAUUCUAGAUAUCACUAACUACUGGAAUCAGUGUUUUUAAUCUCUUAGUGAAAUUUUUCAGUUUUGCUUAACUUUGUUUUUGAGGAUUUUGUUUAUGUUCUACAUCAUUUGUGUUGUACUACAACAUAUGUAGAAACAGUAAUCUGUGAACUAUGCUUUUCAUAACUUUUUUUAAACAAAGAAUCUAUCUAAAUGAAUGCAAUGUGCAUAAGUAUUUUUAAAAUGCAACAGUGAGCUCUUUGCACCUUCUGCUAAUGCCUCUAUUGACUUGCUUUGGCAUAAAGAAUGAGCCAACCAACUCUGUGUCCUGUGGAAAAAUAUAUAAAUGUUAUCUGAGAUUGCUCCUAGAUGUAAUGCUAAUUAAUGUUAAAUCACAAAUAAACAGUAUUUUAAAUAGA
Dromiciops gliroides (monito del monte) is the source of this 4556-nucleotide messenger RNA. RefSeq names its product adducin 3 (gene ADD3). Gene Ontology annotation, biological process: barbed-end actin filament capping. The record is from RefSeq and is a predicted model, not a curated record. Gene Ontology annotation, cellular component: cytoskeleton; plasma membrane; postsynaptic density. Lineage: Eukaryota; Metazoa; Chordata; Mammalia; Microbiotheria; Microbiotheriidae. Gene Ontology annotation, molecular function: actin filament binding.